Messenger RNA from Auanema sp. JU1783, 2436 nucleotides. NCBI's taxonomy places the organism in Eukaryota, Metazoa, Nematoda, Chromadorea, Rhabditida, Rhabditidae. The record is from the annotation of a GenBank genome assembly.
AUGGCUACCUGGGAAGAUUAUCUUGCUGGUCAGCUCAAUAAUGAUGGUGUACAGUUCACCUGGAAUAUGUGGCCUCAUAGCAGAGUGGAUUCACAACGACUUGUUGUGCCACUAACAUGUUUCUUCACUCCAUUAAAGGAGAAACCAGCAGAUCAGCCUCAACAGCCUCCCUUGGAGUAUGAUCCUGUACUAUGCCAGAAAGCUAACUGCAAAGCAAUUUUAAAUCCUUUAUGUUUCGUUGAUUUUCGAGCUAAAACUUGGGUUUGUGCGAUUUGUAAUCAAAGAAAUCCAUUCCCUGCUCAUUAUGCAGCUAUUGCUGAGGAUAACAGGCCACCAGAGCUUUAUCCUCAAUUUACAACUAUCGAGUACACUUUGAAGAAGGCAACAACUAUGCCUCCAAUAUUUGUUUUUGUUGUAGAUUUAUGUGUUACUCACGAGGAAUUAGAUGCUUUGAAGGAAAGCUUACAGUCUGCUCUUUCACUUCUUCCUGCUGAUGCUAUGGUAGGUUUGAUUUCAUAUGGAAGAAUGGUCCAACUCCACGAACUCAAUGUUCAAGGAAUCAGCCGGAGCUUCGUCUUCAAGGGCUCAAAAGAAGUAGCUCAGAAGCAGCUUAAAGAUAUCUUAGCCAUGAACAUUGGAGCUAGGGGACCCACUCCAGGAGGACCUGGUGGUGCACCUAUGGGAGGUGCUCCUGGGGCUUUCCCAGGACAGCCACACAUGGGUGCUCCAGGAGCCCGUCCAGGCCAGUUCCCUGGACCCGGAGGACCAGCGGGCCCUGCUGCCCCACAGCCUUCUCCAGGAGCCAUGCAUGCACCAACUAACAAAUUCCUCCAGCCAAUUAGCGAAUGUGAAGACUCAAUUAACGAAAUUUUGGAAUCACUCACUGUGGAUAGAUGGCCUGUUCCUCAAGGACAUCGGCCAAUGAGAGCUACUGGAGCUGCUUUAGCUGUAGCUGUAGGCCUUCUAGAGGCAUGUUUCCCCAACACUGGAGCUAGAGUUAUGACUUUCGUUGGAGGAGCUUGUACACAUGGCCCAGGAGCUGUCGUAGGAGACGAGUUGAAGAAUCCUAUUAGAUCUUGGCAUUCUAUUAAAGAGGAUGAUGCCAACUUCAUGAAGAAGGCCACUAAGUUCUAUGAUUCUUUGGCUUCAAGAGCUGUGAAAAAUGGCCACGCCAUCGAUGUGUAUUCCUGUGCUUUAGAUCAAACUGGACUUUUAGAAAUGAAGAAUUGUUUCAAUUCAACUGGAGGACAUGUUGUUAUGGGUGAUUCGUUCAACUCCUCUCUAUUCAAGCAGACCUAUCAACGUUCUUUCGAGAAGAGUGCCAAUGGUCAAUUGAAAAUGGGAUUCAAUGCCACCAUGGAGGUCAAGACUGGUGCUGGACUCAAAGUUGAAGGUGUUCUAGGGUGUUGCGCUUCUGGAAAUGUCAAAAACGCUUGUGUCUCUGAUACGGAAAUGGGUAUUGGAGGAACUUGUCAGUGGAAAUUCUGUAGUUUAACUCCACGAACAACAAUCGCCGUUCUGUUCGAAAUCAGCGCCCAACAUGGAGCAGCAAUUCCUCAAGGAUCCCGAGGUGUAGUACAGUUUGUUACUCAGUAUCAACAUGCUGACGGACGGAAACGAAUUCGAGUGACGACGACUUGCCGUAAUUGGGCAGAUAUGACAAGUCAACAAGCUAAUAUUGCUUACGGAUUUGAUCAAGAAGCUGGUGCUGUUGCCAUAGCAAGACUUGCAUCGUGGAGAGCAACAAAUGAGAACGAUACUCCUGAAGCUUUGAGAUGGCUCGAUCGUACAUUGAUUCGCCUCUGUCAGAAGUUCGGAGAGUAUGCCAAGGAUGAUCCAGGGUCAUUCCGUCUCUCUGAAAAGUUCUCACUGUUCCCACAGUUUAUGUUCCAUUUGAGAAGAUCACAGUUCUUACAAGUCUUCAACAAUUCUCCCGAUGAGACAGCAUAUUAUAGACACAUCCUGUUUUCGGAGAAUGUUUUGGAAAGCACAACUAUGAUUCAGCCAGUAUUGUUUAGCUACUCCUUCAAUGGACCUCCUGAGCCUGUUCUUCUGGAUACUUCUUCAAUUCUUCCUGAUCGAAUUCUGUUGAUGGAUGAUUAUUUCCACGUACUUAUCUACCAUGGACAGACGAUCGCCGCUUGGAAGAAGAUGAACUAUCAUGAAGAUCCUAAUUAUUUAACUUUCAAGCAACUUCUAGAAGCACCAAUUGCUGACGCUAAUGCUAUUCUCCAAGAUAGGUUCCCAAUGCCUAGAUAUAUCGUCACUGAAUAUGAAGGAUCACAGGCUCGUUUCUUGCUCUCUAAGGUAAAUCCUUCGCUCACUCACAACAACCCCUAUGCUCAGGAGGGAGGAGCACCAGUUUUCACCGAUGACGUGUCUCUGCAAGUUUUCAUGGAGCAUUUGAAGAAGCUGGCCUCAUCUUCAUCCACAUAA